UCUUUUUGUCUUUUUUUGCAGGGAAACGCGUGUCCUAAACCACUCAGCUCCCGUCCAACAUCUUGUCUUUAUUAUCUGCUGCGAGGUGCCUCCAAAUGCGGCAUGUACAGGCUUUAUGACUACAAAGGAAACAGUUACCCAGCUUACUGUGAUUUGACAUCUGAGCCCGGUACUGCAUGGACACUGGUCAUGUCAUGGAGUGUUGCUUAUCGCAAGCUUUCCCCGUUUUUCCAGUCCCCUUUCAGGUACAACUAUCCAGUGAACGAGAACUCCCUGAACUGGAAUCUCUACCGCUUGAAUCUGGUCCGAACUAAAUCCCUGAAGGACCACUCUACCCACUGGCGAGCAACAUGCAGCUACCCGACCCACGGCGUCGAUUUCAGAGACUACCUCCGUGGCAACUUCAAAGACUUUAACAUCUUUGAUUUUGUGGGUGUAGGUACGUGUAAGAAGGUGGACUACAUUAACAUCCGGGGACACUGGGGCCUCCAUCUCACGGCACCUUUCUGGCAGGGCCAAGUAAAGCAUGGACCUCCUCUGCACAUUGAUAGUAGCCUGAGCACCAACUGUGAUUUUAAGGCCGCGAAGACUGGUGCAGUUUCUGAUGAGGACAACUUUGGCCUAUAUGCGACCAUCAACUCCAAGUUCCGCUGUACACAGGGUACCCACUCGACCACCCAGUGGUGGUUUGGAGCUCAUCUCUAA
Molecule: messenger RNA, 705 nt
Organism: Porites evermanni
Lineage: Eukaryota; Metazoa; Cnidaria; Anthozoa; Scleractinia; Poritidae
Source: the annotation of a GenBank genome assembly